AUGAUGGACGACAAUAACAGCACCGACCAAAGCAAGAAGACAAAAUCGAGGAUUCGGGAUAUCCACAAGGACCUUGACAGCAUCCCUCCUGAGGAUACCCUAUGCUGUUGUCCACCAACCUACGCCCCUUCCUGGCUCCAAUGCCUCGCUGACCCCAAGGUCUUUACCUUCCACAUGAUGCUCGUCACCUCCUUUGGCAUGAUGUCCUUUAUCUAUAUCGGUGCCGUCCUUACUACCAUCGAGCGCAACUUCCAACUGGACAGCGCCCAAUCCGGUGCCAUCACCAUCGCUGCGGAUAUCAUCAGCACCCUCUUCGUCAUCCCCCUUAGUCACUAUGGCCAGAUGGGGCAUCGUCCUCGUUGGAUCGGAACAGGCGUCCUGGUGACUGCUGUCGGCACCAUGCUCUGUGCCGUACCGCAUUUUGUCACGGAUCCAGUCGACCCGAAGGCAAUACUGACUGGAUCGAUGGAAGAUGGUCAAGACUUUUGUCAUUUGGAUGCUACCGAAUCUUGGUCAAAUACAUCGGAUGGUCACGAUGAAGGUGAUCCGCAGCAAGGGGGUCUUGGUGAUCCAAGGACUGUAUGGUGGAUUGUCUUCGGUCAGAUCAUAAGUGGUAUCGGGAACGCCCCUUUCAUCGCUCUUGUCAUUACCUACAUCGACGAUAGUGUCAAGAAGCACGCCGUCACUGCGUAUACAGCUGGUCUGUUCAUGGCGUUCAGCUUUGGUCCCUCAUGUGGCUUCCUAUUCGCUGCCUUCACAACACGCCUGUACGUCGACUUCGAUCGCGUGCCGAGUGACCAGAUUCCUGGGAUCAGCCAAAACGACCCUCGCUGGAUCGGAGCCUGGUGGCUUGGCUUCGUCAUCCUGAGCAUCAUCCUUGUGAUCCUUAGUAUUCCUAUUUUCUUCUACCCGCGAACACUGCCCUCUGCGGUCAAGAAGUGGAAGGAAGAGAGGAAAGAUGCGGAGUCGGCAGGGAGCCAAUCAGUAGAGACGUGUGUGGAAGCGAUGGCUGCCGGGGAUGAUAAGAAGGAUUUGAUAGAUGAACAUGGGAUAACAGACAACAUCAGUGCUUUAGAAAAGUUUAUUAAAGGACCACUUCUAGCGCUAAAACGUCUUGUCGGCAAUCCAACCUUCAUGUGUCUUUUGGUUGACGAAACUGCCUUCGUAUCGCUUAUCGCCAUAUUUUCGGCAUUCGGGGUAAAGUACAUGGAAACACAAUUUUCACUCAGUCCGUCGACAGCCGCGCUCGUCACAGCAUUUGCUCUGGGCCCAUCAAACAUCAUCAGUAACCUCAUCUCCGGAUACAUUUGCCGAAGAUUUAAAUUCAACUCUAAGCAGUGCGGUCUAUUCGUAGUGGUAUGUUCUACGAUUGGCUUCAUACUCUACCCCAUGGGGAUGCUCCUGGGGUGUGAUAAUGUUCCUAUUGCUGGUGUGACGACGUCAUAUGGUGGAGAGAAUGGUCCUAAUUAUGAUUCAACCCGAAACGGAUGUAACGUGCAUUGCGCAUGCCCAGAGGAAAUAUUUCAACCUGUGUGCGGUUCAAACGGUUUGAGCUAUAUUUCACCGUGCCACGCAGGAUGUAUUCAAGAACUCUCACCUCAAUACAGCUAUGGCACCACAUCCAUGCCGAACUCUUUCUCCCAGAAAUAUAACUACACUGGAUGCAGCUGCAUUGGUAAUUUCAGUUUGGUGAAUAACUCGGUAACGAAUCUCUUCGGGUCACCUGCUUCAACUGUAGAAGCUUCGUCUGGAUUGUGCCAUGACUCAAGCUGCCAGGGAUUCGUUCCAGUAUCUAUCUUGCUGGCGGCACUUUUCUUUUUUCAAGCAGCUACAACCAAUCCCUUGACUUACAUCAACCUAAGGUGUGUAAGGGAUGAAGACAGGUCGAUGGCACUAGCACUGAAAUCAGUGUGUUCACACUUUCUCGGUUUCUUCCCUGCUCCGAUCUAUUUUGGCGCCAUUAUCAAUUCGGUAUGCAUCCACUGGCAGAUAACUGAUGGUGACAGAGGUUCCUGCUGGGUGUACGAUAACAAAAGAUACAGGAUGUCCUACUUUAGUACCGCCAUGGUCCUACAGGGUAUUGCCGUUCUCUGUUUAACCUGCUUGUAUUUCUCUAUCAAGGAAAAGCUACGGGUGAGGACGCAGUGA
This is a messenger RNA of Lytechinus variegatus (green sea urchin), 2148 nucleotides long. RefSeq names its product solute carrier organic anion transporter family member 2A1-like. Lineage: Eukaryota; Metazoa; Echinodermata; Echinoidea; Temnopleuroida; Toxopneustidae. The record is from RefSeq and is a predicted model, not a curated record. Gene Ontology annotation, molecular function: protein binding. Gene Ontology annotation, cellular component: membrane. Bases 1 to 2148 code for a protein of 715 amino acids. The transcript has 9 exons. Gene Ontology annotation, biological process: transmembrane transport; sodium-independent organic anion transport.